Molecule: messenger RNA, 340 nt
Organism: Pelobates cultripes (western spadefoot toad)
Lineage: Eukaryota; Metazoa; Chordata; Amphibia; Anura; Pelobatidae
Source: the annotation of a GenBank genome assembly
GUGGGGCACAACCUUUGAUCCGGAUGACCCUCAGAACCCUAGAGGCCAACUCAAACUCGACCCCACACCGGAACUAAGCAAACAAAUCAAACAAUGUCAAACAGACAUUAAAGAAUACAUGGCGAAAGUCUUGACUAAAGCCCUAUUAUGGUCGAAACAAUUCUUCUACGACAAGGCCAAUAAGGCCGACACACUCCUAGCACGCAUACUUAAACAGAGAACUGCCCAAAAACUGAUCGACAAAAUAGCCACUCCAGACGGAUCAAUAACGGAAGACCCGGACAAAAUCGCGGGAGUGUUCCAAAAAUACUUCACAAACUUAUACGAUCACGACCCUCAC